GGUGCACAAGUGGUGUAGUGUGCAUGCGUUAACGCUUAGGCUUAGGGUUAGGGUUAGGGUUAGGCGUCUCUGAUUGCUCUUCUGUUCUCUCACGAUGGAAGGUGCAUCCAAGAUGAGCAGCCAGAUGGACCAGCAGCAACAGCGCACACCCUUCCGAGAAUUGCCUAGGAGGCCGAAGAUGCCCUUACCGCCGCGGUGGCUCAUGUUGGAUGAUACCAGCAGGAACAUCGUCAACAUACACAGCAUGGUCAACGGGGUAUGCCAGCUGUACAGGCAAGAGGAGAAUGCAACCAAUGAGUUGAUCCGGACCUUCGAGACACGGGACGACGACGUGUUCGUGUGCACAUUCUCCAAGUCGGGCACAACCUGGGUGCAGCAAAUAAUCACACUGCUGCUCAACGGGGGUGUUCAGGGCGAGAAGUCCUACAGCGAAGCCGUCCCGUGGAUGGAGUGGCUAACGUUUAAGUUCGGGGAGCACGAAGACCCUGCCAUCCGGGACGCCGAGGCCAAGGGCUGGACGCUCGCGACGAUAAAAUCCACUCCGGACAGACGAUUUAUGAAGACUCACGCCAACCUCAAAAACCUUCCUGCUGGAUCGGCGAAGGGCCUCAAGGUGAUCUACGUCGCACGAAACCCCAAAGACGUGUGCGUUAGCCUCUACCACCACGUCAAGAACAAGCGACCGGAUACUUUCAGCGGAGAGUUUUCGGAUCAUAUCCGCAGUUUUGUCGAGGGAAGUCAGAUGAACGGUCCGUGGUUUGACCACGUCUUGGAGUGGUGGGAGGCGGCCAACGCGGAUCCCGAGCACAUCCUGUUCUUGCACUACGAGGCCAUGCUGGCAGAGCCACAGGAACACAUACGGAAGAUCGCGGAGUUCGCUGGCAUCAAUUACACGCCGGAUAUCCUUGCUAAGGCGGACGCGGCUUCGUCUUUGUCGGCCAUGAAGCGAAACCCUAAGACGAACUUGUACCCCUCGAAGAAGCACCUGCGGAAGGGAGGAGCAGGGGGGUGGCGGGACUCAUUCACGGUGCGGGAGUCGGAAGCGUUUGACGAGAUCUACCGGGAGCAGAUGGAAGGAUCCGGUCUUCGAAUGGACUUCGGGGAGGGAUUGGUCAUGUGA
Messenger RNA from Ectocarpus siliculosus, 1120 nucleotides. Lineage: Eukaryota; Phaeophyceae; Ectocarpales; Ectocarpaceae. The record is from the annotation of a GenBank genome assembly.